CUUCACUUGCGAAUUUCACUUUCACAUCACCAUGUUCCGAUAAUGAAAUUUUGGCAAGAACUCGGAUCAUUUGCCUACUCGCCAGGCAAAUCGCAGCCGGGGCCCGCCCUGCACGUAGUUCUCUGCAGCCGCUUCAAAACCUGCGGCGGGGCAGCGUGGGCAGCCCUCAGAACAGCCUCGGCCAGCGGUCCUGCCACAGCCCCCGGGCCCACAAAGGGCUGGAGGCCGGGCCGGGCGGGCUGAGGAGGAGGAGGAGGAGGAGGAGGAAGAAGAGGAGGAGGAGGAACAGAGGAGCCGGAACAGAGGAGCCACCCGCGUGGCUCGUCCAUUUUUCGGGGCGCCUCGGGCACGUUGCGUGUGCUGCCGGCGGAGAAAGGAAAGGCUCGGGCAGGAAGGCGGGACGUCCUCGCGUUUCAUGUUCCGUCAGCCCGACAGCAUUUCGGCUUUGAUUCCGACUUGCUCCUACCUGCGCCCGGGCAGUGACGGGGAGGAGAGCGGGCGCCGGCCCACCAUGUCCCGGUACAGCCUGCACAACCUCCUGGACUGGAUGUACGGGGGCGUGGACCCCAGCUUCGCCGGCAACGGAGGGCCGGAGUGCGCGGCCUUCCUCUCAGGGCAGCAGCGCUUUGUGGAGAGCCUCGUCUUCCUCAGCGUGGGCGCCGCGGAGAUCCUGCUGUCCCUGUGGAAGCUGAGGCAGCUGCACUGCAAGGAGCUGGAGGCUCAGCUGCUGCAGCAGCCCCGGGCGAAGCAGGAGAGCUUGGGCAAGAACCUGCUGCUGGUGGCCCUCUGUCUCAUCUUCGGGCUGGAGGUGGGCUUCAAGUUUGCCACCAGGACCGUCAUUUACCUGCUGAAUCCCUGCCAUGUGGUCACCGUGAUGCAGAUUUUUCUUCUUGCCUGCCCUCCAUGUCGGGUUGCAAUGAUUCUCUUCAGGUUGCAGAUGCAUAUGCUGAAUGGGGCCCUCUUGGCAUUACUGUUUCCUGUUGUUAAUACACGCCUGCUUCCAUUUGAAAUGGAAAUUUAUUACAUCCAGCAUGUGAUGCUCUAUGUUGUGCCCAUCUAUCUGCUGCGGAAAGGAGGUAUCUACACUCCAGAACCACUCUCCAAUUUCUGGUGGGCUCUUUUAUCUACUGGGUUUAUGUUUGUAUAUCAUUUUAGCAUCUUGCAGAUUCUGGGUUUGGUUACAGAAGUGAAUUUGAACAACAUGUUAUGCCCAGCCAUCUCAGAUCCUUUUUAUGGGCGCUGGUAUCGAAUCUGGGCAUCUGGACACCAGACAGUCAUGACUAUGACUCAUGGGAAGCUUGUAAUUCUGCUGUUUUACAGUGCUGUCCCCAUCUUUAAAUGUAGCGUGGACUUACUUAGACUCCCCGCUAAGAAAAUAGACUGAAAUUUCUCCCCAUGGAGUAGUACAUACAGGAAGCAGAGACACCUGUAUUCAUACUGGAAAACAAAGAGGAGGGAUGAGAAGACUGUGUGUUUAUAUUUCUCCCCACAGUUUAUUGCCUCAAAAACACCUCUGUUAUCAAUUGAGGGUUCUUCUUUUAACUGCUGUUUCUCACUGCCUAUUGCCAAUGGCAAAAUUAGUGGCCUUAUUCUGGGAAAGGUUCGUGUUUUAUACAUUUUGUGCAGAUUACAGUAGAAUCAUCUUGCUAAUCCACCCUUUAAAAUUAGGCCAGGAUCUGUCCACAUUCCAGCAAAGAGAGUGGCAGUGCUACCUCAUUUUGACUUCUUUUCCACUAAACAUGAGUGCAGUUAUAAUCACAGAAUAGGAAGGAAAGCUGAAUUACAACUCUCCACUGAUGUGAACAGAACGCAGCUUGAAGUGCAUCAUCCUGGCUUAACUCUUAGCACUUAAAUGUUGCAAAAUGGUCAUAGUGGAAUGAUGUACAUGUGAUCUCCCAGUCAUAGGUGCAAAACAGUGAGGUUCUACUGUAUUUUCAUUAAGCUGGUUGAAAAUAUUGGGGAACAAUAAUUCUUUCAAAAAUCAUGAUUUUUUUUAUCUGACUACUUCGUUUCUUAAGCUGCUGGGGGUAAGUAUCUGUCUGCCAAGGUCCCAUCAGAUCUUGAUCCUUUGGAGAUGCUUCUUGAUGGAUUGGAAGAACAUAUUGAAAUAAUUUCAAAAGCCCACAUUAUGUGUAAGCUACGAUAGAUAUUUCAUCCACUGCUCUGACCUGCCUUUAAACAAAAUGUUUUCUUUGGCACUUAGUUUAGAUUGGAGAGAGAGUGGGAAUACAGAGUCCAAUGUAAACAGUUUUCUUUUUCUUUUUUUUUUAACUUGCAGUAUCUUGAAACAUUCCUCCUGUGUUCUACCCUGAUCCUUAAUAGAGUGGUUAAUGAGGAAACAAAAUGAAACUUUCUUUCUCUUUGACUCUAAUACAUUCUGUACACUUUUUAAAAAUAUAGGUACAAAAAGGAAUGUCACGUUAGCACAGGACUGAAAAAGCUGUGUUCCAGUUUACUAGUAUGACUAAAUUUUCUUGUCAACCUGUGUUUUGGAGUAGAACAGGAUGUAGGUAGACAGAAUUAUAAAUAGUAAACUGGCUAAGGGGAGAAACUGCUGGGCAGGAAGCUGGGAGGGCUCUACUGUGUGCCUCCAGAUAGCUAAUUGCAAGCCUAUUGUUGUGCAGCAUUUCAGGGCUGCAGGAAUUUUGUUGUACAGAAGUUUGUUGCCAUUUAUAGAUUAUUUGCAUUGUAUUGUUGUAGCUGUGACUUGUAAGAUAAAAACAAAACCAUCAUACCUCCUCUGGAUGGAUCACCCGAAUACAUACUCUGAUGUGAAGGUACAGUCAUUUAUACCUCAAGAAGAAAAGUAAGAAUGAUAAGUGGUUGACUUCUUUUUUCUUUUUUGUAAGAUAAGUUUUCAUUGGAGAAGGGAACAAAUGGCUUCUCCAAAUAUUUUUCACUCCACAUGGUUUUAUUAAAAAAAAAAAAAAAGUAGAUCCCAGUUAGAUGUACUUUGUUCUACAUUUAAAUUUACAAACUCGAUUCUGGCUUUCUUCCAUGCCUAUAAACUAAAUACCCUGUACUAUCACAACCUGAGAACAUGAGAGCAAUCUAAACUAUCUGUCAAGCAUGGAUAGCUUGUCCCUGUUAUAGACUACACUACUCCAUGUGCCCUUACUCAGUGUGCAGGUUGAGAAGACUAAGUACCUGAUACUAAGAAGUAUCACAGAGUUCACUAGCAAUUGUUGAUUCUGCAAAUGUCUAAGUAGGUACUGAACUUCGCUGAGCAUCCCACUACUGCCUCAGUGAAGCUGGGCAUAUGUUGCCUAAGUAGUUGUGGAGUGUGGGGCCUAAAGAAAAAAUACAUUGGUACUAAAGGCUUGAACCCAUCUGUGGAAGACCACUUAAUUAGCUGCUGAAGUACUUCAAGAGUCAGUAUUGCAUCUGCAGUUGAUGAAAUACAGGAUGUUGCUGGGAGAUGCUAAGAUGGGCACUGCUGGAUGUUAAAGCGUGCUCUCUAUUAAUAUACUUCAUCUCCUAUGAACAGCUAAAUGUAGUGUUUCUGCCCUCCCCACAGUUAGUCAACUGUAUCUUGGUUUGUUUAUUACUAAUUUGGCAAAAUGCCUUGGGUUGGAUCUAGUCUGCUUUAGAAAGAAUGUUUGGUGUAACAGUGGGAUGAUUUUGCCAAAUUUUGCAAACACUAGCAUUAUAAUUUACUUAAUUUUAAUCACUAUUUUUUGAAGAAUCCUGUUUAUUUUUUUUCUUCAGAAUAUAAUAUUCAAGCUACUGGAAAAAAAAAUAAUUACAUGAGAGUAACGCCUUCUCCUCCCUCUCCUUCCCCCCCUAAAAAAAUGCCAGUAUUUCCUAUCUUCUGCAGUCCUGUGCUUCAGGGCACUCAUUCUAACCAGGUAUAAAACAGCUCCUCUUUCUCACCAGUGACUGCCUCUGGUCAAUUAAGACUGCAGAAGUAUUUACAUAAGCUCAGGUGUUUCAGUGCAAGCUCUUUUCUUGGAAUGCAAAGCCCUUCUGACUGACUUAAAAUUGAAGAGCAGGAGUGGUGACUUCAAGUACAGCCACCACUAUGGCAAAGUCCCUAGGGCCGUUUGGUUUCUGUCUUGUGCUGGGCCUCCCGGUCUUCUCACCAUUCUGGGCACAACUUCACAACAGCUGACAGAACAGUUCAUCACAGCCAAAGGGAAACUCGUAUUCCCUUUCCACACCUCACCUGUGCAGGUUUUGGUGUCUGAACUGCUGAAGUUGCUAAAAUGGCUAAUUGAAUGUGGUAAUUUAGCAAAGAAGUAGAGAGUUAAACCACUACCCUAAGUAAGGCUGUUCUGAGGGUCAGAAGACUGGUGCCGCUGGGAUCACGAGGGAGGGCAGCAGUCAGCACCUCUUUGUGACGGCAAGCUGUGUUGACUUCUUCGCUUAAUGUCUUCUACUGAUGAAGUUGGCCAAGUUAUUGUUCCCCCUGCCCCUUUCUGAAGGUUAUUUUUAAACAUGGUAUUUCAGUUUGUUUUAUGGGAUGGUUCCCCAGCAAGCUGUGUCAGCACAGCUGAGACGUGAGCUUCACGUAUGGAGAACAGGGCAGAAAAGGAAUGAACUUCACAUCCCUUACUCCCCAGCUGUCUCGGGUAGCUUUUUGGAAGAUGCAUCUUACAGAGCUUGUUCAGUAUGUAGGAUAUUAGUUUGAACAGGAAAGCAGAACACUUAACCUCCAUGUAGGAAUAUGUUUUCUUCCCUGGCAGAUUUUAUUUUCCUCUAGUAGUUUAUUUUAUGGGCACUUAUGCUGUACAGGUGAUUUCUCUGGUUGCUUUUAUGUUGGAAAUUAAAGAGUGAAACUAUGUUGCUAUUCUUAAAAGCUGAUCAGCAUUCUCUCCUGUGGCAUCAUGGACACAAUCUAUGUCAAAGGAAAUUCAAGCUGUUGCCCACUACCUGGUUAUGAGGUUUUACACUGGAGCAGUGCGAUGUGUGAGCAGAAGGGUAGUCCUGGCCCUCCCUAGUCAGAUGUUCUGGAGUCUUUUAUCUCAGUGCUAACAGUUAUGAAGAUACUAGGGGCACAUAUGGUGCACAGCCAGAGGCUGCCCAUAUAGCCCGACAGACUGUUCCUUUCAGUAGGGGCCUGUAUUUUAGAAGUGCUUAGGCUUGGUUACAAAACCUCACCCUGAAAUGGCUUGAUUUGCUGACCAUGAACGAGUCAUGUACAAUACCAGAAAAAAUUAUUGUGUGAUGCUUCAUUUCAUCUAAGUUACGUGUUCAGCUGUCUGAACACAGCCUUCUAUUCCAAUUUUUAGUACACGGACACUCCAAACAAAAGAAACAAGGAGCAAUGAGAAUGACUAUCCUUUCUGCCAGCAAGUGACAGUCUAAACUUCCUUCCAGGUGUAGACAUCAAUGAAGCACUAGUAACUACAGUAAAAUUGUUUACGGAUCAGAUUGUUUGUUUAUGCAGCACUCCAAAGCAUAAAAACGAGCAACUACACAUUCUGCAUCCACCAUAACUUCAGGUGAUAGCCUGUGAAUACUGAGAUUAUUGUGUCAGCGAUUGUGCCAAGGCUUUAGCUGUCUAGGACAUAUGCAGCAUCUUUUUUACUUCUUUUUUUUUUUUUUUUUUUUUUUUAGGAUUCAGACACUGUAGGCAGUAUUUGAGCUGUAUCUGUUUUGUGUAACUUCCUUCUCUUUAAGCACCAAAGAAUUUGCAUCUUGUUUUCUUUUUGAAGGGUGAAAACUACCAGUUCUUGAUCAUACUUAAAAAUUAAUGAGAACCCCUGUCUGUGACCACAACACCCAUACUUGGGGUUUGGUUCAGCUUCUUGUGGGCUUUAAUUACAAGCAGCAUUUCUCAAGUCGUUUGUGCUUAAAGUAUAGCUACAUUGCUGAAGCUGGGAGACUCAAAAAGUCAGUUUAUUUGCAUACCUUUAUUUUAUACAGUACCUCAUUGUAGAUCUACCCCUUGGUCUCCGGCCACAAUCAGGGUUUUGAUAUUUCUGUAUAUUUGAUAAUAUUUUGUAAAGCCUAAUGGUAUUUUCCUUUCAGAAGUGGCUACUUGCAACUGUUCAAGUACUGUAUUUUACUCUUAGAUCCUAAUUCUUGCAUCUAAACUACAGGCAUGUGUUUCCUAUGCAUCUAUACCUAAUGGCAACCGUAGAUGAUGAUGUUUUUCUUGCUGUUGCAAGUCAUAGAAUGAUUUGGGCUGCAAAAGACCUCGAAGAUUGUCAAGUCUAACCAUCAGCUUGACUUACGGAGUCCUACCACUAAACCAUGUCCCUUAUUGCCAUGUCUACGCGUCUCUUGAAUAUCUCCAGGGAUUGGGACUCCACUACAUUCCUGGGCAGCCCAGUCCAAUGCUCAAUCACCCUCUUCAUGAAGAAAUUCUUUCUCAUGCCCAAUCUAAACCUCCUCUGGUGCAACAUGAGACCAUUUCCUUUUUGCAUCCUAUCACUUGUCAUGUGAUCCAUGUGGUGGAUUCUUAGGAAUUAAAAGCUCUAAAAAGGAAAAAAAAUAAAAAUAAAAAAAGGUGGGCAUAUGUCAGCCCUUCUGUUAGUAGCUGGAAGGCUUCUACAGGCAGACAGGUCAAUGUUAAUGUUUUCAUUUCUACAGUGACAAGAUACAUAACAAAUCUGUACAUUCUUGUGACCUCAUGCUCAAGAUGCUAUUGUUGUAUAUCUGUAUUGCAGCUUUUAGUAAUUUAGUAAAGCCAAGCUGUUUUUAAAAUGAUGUUAUUUUUCUGCAGGGUCAAUUUUGUACUUUUUUUUUAAAUUAUUCCUGCAUUUACUGAGUCAUUAUCUCAAUGCUGCAGAGGAUGCACCAGGCAGAACGGUAAGCAUACCCACGCCACUCUUGCCAGCCAAACUGUGCCAGGGAGCUGGAAUUGCUCAGGUACUGGACUGAUGUACAAAGCAGUCUCUGGAAACUUGCAGUUCCUCUUACCCAACCCUCUAGUUCAAGUGUGCUGUUACCCAGGCACCGAAUGGAAUGGCAAGGGCAAGGAUGGAUGUGGAGAGGCUCAACUUCCACGUAUGCUGUUAGUUCUGAAUAAUUUGUAAGAGUGUUAUAAAUUUUGUAACUUUUUAAUGUGCUAAAACUUGGUAAUGAGGUAACAUUUACAAAUAAGGGGUAAUUUGUGAACUUGUUUUUGUAUUUUGGUCUGAUGAUUUUUUGUUGUUGUUGUACCCUAAGUCCAGCUCACUGGGCAAAUAGUUGUUAAACCUUUGAAUUAAAACAAAUAAAUGCAUUUUAACAGUA
Messenger RNA from Anas platyrhynchos (mallard), 7182 nucleotides. It is a transcript of the gene TMEM164, whose product is annotated as transmembrane protein 164. The record is from RefSeq and is a predicted model, not a curated record. Lineage: Eukaryota; Metazoa; Chordata; Aves; Anseriformes; Anatidae.